This is a messenger RNA of Neodiprion fabricii, 6190 nucleotides long. Its product is annotated as (E3-independent) E2 ubiquitin-conjugating enzyme UBE2O. The transcript has 9 exons. The coding region runs from base 135 to 4133 and encodes 1332 amino acids. The record is from RefSeq and is a predicted model, not a curated record. Lineage: Eukaryota; Metazoa; Arthropoda; Insecta; Hymenoptera; Diprionidae.
UGUCGUCGGCAGCAGGCAAAGAGCCAGAGCGAGGCACCGAGCCGACGGCUGACCGCGGAGUGUGUGCGUAUCUAGUGCGUAUGCAACCGACCGUCUCAACAAACUAACCCCGGACCGAUAUAAGGAUAGAAAACAUGGCUGCGAACACGACGAUUGAAUAUUUCUACGAGGACGUUAUUUACCGCGUGGACAAGCGAGGUAACGUUGAGUUCGGCAUCGUCAUGGGAAACGACGACCCCGACUCAUCGGACGAAAGUUCGGACAACGAGGAGAGUCCGAAGCGGAAACAGGGAGAGAUCCACGCUGUCUGGCACCCCUCCGGCGUCGAGGAACUCGUCAAUUCUAAGAAGAUACAUCUGGCUGACAGAUCACUGAUGCCAGGUGACGUUGUACGUCGUAUGAUUAAGGGAAAGGACACGCAGAGAGGCUACUGUCGAGACAUUGAAUUAACCGCUUGUGUUCAAGUCAUUGGAACUAAACAAAUCUUGACUAAUGUUAAAAGUGAAGAUUUGGUGCCACUGGAGGAAUUUUCUACGGACAUAGCCGUGUGCAUGGAUUCUUGGGUCGGUGGAAUUAAGAUGGUCCAUUCAAAAUUAUGGCUGGCAAUGCCGGAUGGAUCACGUUGUGUGAUAAAUGAAAUAGAUGCCUGUGCUCUGGAACAGUUUGAAGAAAAGCGAGAAAAUGAUAACGAUUUUCCACAUUCCUCCGAAUUCUAUCCAGGUCAAAGCCUCUGGGGGCCAUUACAUUGUCUGGAAGACGCACAAUGGAUUUUGUGCACUAAGGAAUUAAAGGCAAAGAGAAAGUUGAAGCCGCAAAAAAUAACCAAAGUUGUUGUUGAGAAAAUAGAGACUGAUUCAAUAGGAGUUCACUGGCAGUGCAGAGCCUACUCCAAAGACGGAGCUGGCACGGAUCAGGUGCAACCAAAGUUUGUAGUGGAGGGUGAAGAUCUCAAAAAAUUAAAGCUCCUCAAUGUAUUUGAACCCUCGACACUACAAGUCGGGGAUCGUAACUUUUACACCGUUAAGGAAAAUGAAAAUGUAAUCAGCCGAGAACAGUGGAGAAAACAGCAAAGAGAAAUUUUCAACGUACCAAAGCAUGGCCCGCGGAAAUCCCGGGUAAACGUCAGCGUUACCAAACCUGUUGACAAUAAACCUAUAAUUCUGGAUCGUCAAACAUCCGAACGAUUGGAGGCUAAUUUGGCCAACAAUCCUGUCAACAAUUCGCACAGUUCCUUGGCAAACAACAGUUUAAUGCCACCACCUCAAAAUACCACUGCAGAAAGUUCCGAUGAUUGGGAUACAGAAGAUACAGGGUCACAAAGUGACACAGCUUCGGUAUCCAGCGGCUGUUCUAGCGUAGCGUCUAUGGGCAAAAAAAAGAGAGGACCUGCCCUGAUGACGAAGGUUCUGAAGAAAAAAAAGUUGUGCAAAGCAAAGAAGAAAGUUGCACCUGUUGCACUGAUACCUGGAACGAAAAUAGUCGUGGAAACUUUGUCGACGAGUACAAAAGCAAACGUAGUCUGGCAAGAUGGGUCCGUCGAAAUUGGUAUUCCUUCCACCCAGUUGUAUCCUAUACAUCACUUAGAUGACCAAGAAUUUUUCCCUGGUGACUUUGUCGUCGACCAAAAAGAGGAAUCAAGAAUGUAUGGCGUCGUACAGAGCGUCGAUCAUCAAGGCAGAACGGCUAAAGUAAAAUGGUUCAGAACAUACACUUCAAGCCAAAGUCCUCAGCCAACGAUGUUACAAGAACGCGAGGUCAGUGUUUACGAUCUGAAAGAUCAUCCUGACUUCCAGUACAGACCUGGUACCUUAGUUAUUCGUAUAGCGAACUUCGAAGGCGAAGAUGCUGGAUGUACAGCUGGGCAGAUAUUAGAUAAUUAUCCAGAAGGUCGAGUCAAGGUCUGGUGGGCCGAUGGUCACGUCAGUAUGUGUUGGCCCCAAGACUUAUAUAAGGUUGGGGAAUACGAUAGUGACGAGGGAGAGCUCUGGGACGACGUAUCAUCAGAAGCCUCAUGGGAAACUGAAUCUGAAGAUUGCGUUAUUGCUGAUCCAGACGGUACAGAGCAAACAGAGAACAUAAAACCAAAGCUAGCUGCUCACAUUGAAAAGGCGAGAAUUGCAAUGUCUCGACUGGAAGAGAUUUUCACCCAGAACCCAUCUUUACAAACAACUGAGGUGAUGAGGAGACUCCUUGAAGUUUACAAAGAUUGCAGGUACAUGGACAAGCUGAUGGGGACAUCGUUCUUUCACGAAAGCCAUUUCCAAGGACUUUUGGAACGCGUCCGAGAACGAGGCAGAGCUAAUGUGGCUCAGAGAAUGGCCGACCAAGUAACCAGACUGUUUACGCAUCAAUCAGGAGGAUCCGAAACUGACGCCGAGCAGGAUAACAUUGAAAAUACGAACAUAACGAAUACGAACAACCUUCAGACGAGCAAUAGCACUUUGAAAACCAAAAGUACAACUGUGAACGAGGUGGCAAUAUCACCUGGUAGCCAAGAUAGUACUGCCAAGAAACAAUCGAGUAAAGAGGAAGAGGAUGAGAUUAAUCAACUAUUUAUUGAUAUUAACCCAAAUCCCGAAGAUUCCGGAUUAUUUUCUGCAGAAAACUCUAAAAAAGAGUCAGGCUCAAGUGAAUCUAGCGGAGAAUUCCUUCUCAGCGAAGAUGUUAACAACGUGGCGGAUCGCUCGCCAGGUAUGGAAAAAACUGAACAAAUAAAAGACGAGAGCAUGGAGAAAGCGAUGGCAAGAUCUGAAGAAAACGUCGCUAGUUCUCACGUUUGCGUAAAAUUAUGUACUCUGAUAAAGGCUCAACUGGUGCAAGCUCACGCAGAGGUUUCCAAGAGGUUUGGCUUGUCAAAAAUGUCUCUCUCAGAUGCCGCGAAUAAUUCAUCCCCGCAGAAAAAACCGAAAGAAGAAGAAGACAAGCCGAUUCCGCCUCUCUCAGAACCCUCCGAAAUUUCGAUUGAAAUACCACCGCCAGUUUACACAGAAGGCGAAGGCUUCUCAAUUGAAGACACUGCUCCUGAUAGCCAUAAAUUCAAAUUGACAAUGUUUCAACCGACAGACCCCUCGAAUUUCUUCAGAACUGUUUCCAAGGAGUUGAAGCUACUGAGAAACUCGUUGCCCCCAGGUAUUUGGGUCAAAGGAUUUGAAGACAGGAUGGAUUUGUAUUCUGUAAUGAUUCGCGGGCCCGAGAAGACGCCUUACGAAGAUGGUCUCUUUUUAUUCGACUUUCAACUGUCCGCCGAUUAUCCGGCAGCUCCUCCCUUGUGUCACUACAUUUCUUACUGUAGCGAUAGACUAAACCCAAACUUGUAUGAAGAUGGUAAAGUGUGCGUUAGUCUUUUAGGGACUUGGGCAGGACGUGGGACAGAAAUAUGGACCAGCUCAUCGACUCUGCUGCAAGUUAUCGUUUCGAUUCAAGGUCUGAUCCUUGUUUCUGAGCCCUAUUUUAACGAAGCUGGUUAUGAAAAGCAGAAAGGAUCUCAACAAGGCCGUGAAAAUUCUAGAAUGUACAAUGAGAUGGUUGUUCUGAAGCUCGUUCAAGCCCAGACAAAACUUCUUCAACAUCCACCACUAGUAUUCAAAGAAACGAUUAUACAACAUUUCAAAAGACAUGCAAAAAAGUUACUCCAGCGCCUUGAUCUGUGGAUGGAAAUAUCUGAGCAACACAAUAGCCAGCAUCCAUUGUCACCGAUCACACCUACAACGUUCAAAGAGAUAGCCAACUGUGAUGAAAAAAUUCUUCCUGAAUUUCCUCUGAUCCCUGCAUCACGUGGAUUCUGCAUCACAUUGCGAAAAACUUUAGCAACUUUCAAAGAGGUACUUGCAAAAGAGGGAAUAAUGAGCAGACCUCCGAGUCAGUCAAACAGCGGAAAUACAAUGGAGUUGAAAAUUACCGCAAGCGAAGUGAAUGAUGGGGAAAACAUACGUGGUGUAAAAUCGGAUACUGUGAUUAAACAGGCUAACGUGAAGGCAACAACAAACGGCACUAAAGAAGUAAAAAAGGUCAUAUCGAAUGAUCAGUGCAGUAAGGAAAAUUCGCUAAAAAAAUCUGAGAUCAUGUCGACGAGUAUUUCUGCGACUGCUGUCAGCGAGACGAAAAAAACUACAUCCGAGCGUAAUACCAGCUAGCCUCAAGGUAAAUCUAAAUCUUUAGCUUAUAAAAAUUACACAAUUAUUCGGUAAUAUAUUAAUUAAAUGAAUAAUUAUUCUUGAAAUCCGUAUGUUUAUAGUAUCUAUUUAUCAAAUGCUAAAUAUCGUUAUCGAUGCUGUGGUUAUAGUUAUGCCGCUAAACUUUAAGUGGGUAAUUAGGAAAUUGACUGUAUUUAGUACCUUGAUUCAACUCAUAAUACAUGACAAUUUGCGAUCUGUAAUAAUUUCGGUUAUUUUGUGAAAUAAGGCGUGUAAAAGGCAACGUGCGUUGUUUAUUUAUAUAUUUUGUUUUACCAUCCUUCGAGUUUGUAGACAAAUGAAAGAACAAACUGCACGGAAAUCGACCGAAGAGUUAAAGGACACAAAGACGGGUUAAUUCUCAAGUAUUUAUCAUAAAGUCUGCCGUUGUCAUGGAAUUUUCGGAAUAUACUAACGGAGAUAAAUAUUAUGCUACGAAUCUCUGUCGCCAGUAACUCUUGCAAUGAUAUCAUACAACAUUGAGUAUUUCUACGAAAGGUUGUUCGCAAAAUUUAGACGCUAAUCGAAAGUUUCAAAUAUGAUUAGCUAUACGAAAAUAAUAUUAACUCUAGAAAGAAAUUAUACCGCAAUAUGCAGAGCUAACAAGUUGAUUGAAUAAUAUGAUAGCUAUUGAAACGCUAGAACGUAUGUGAAUAUAUUAUUAAAUUAUAGAACACCGACUCUAAUUCUUCUAUUUCAGUCAGUCAUAUGCAAUCAUAUGCCAUCCACUAAUAUAUGAUAUUAUAAAUAAAAUGAUUAGAGGUAGGCUAGUCUAGUAAAACAUUGAGGUAGAAACUUAUUGGAAGAAAAAAAAGUUUAAUCAUUAUUAGAGUCUAGAAAGAAAUAAAGACUAGACACUCUUCAUUGAAGCAUCAAGGUUUCUUUUCUCUCUAUGUAAUUGCCAUUCUCAAACGAAUAGGAGGACAAAAUGCAGGUUGUCUUUUCCAUAAAUGAAACCACUAUUUAAUAUUGCGUUAAAAUCAUCCACCGUGACUAUAUUAUAAGUUUAACAUUUAGAUACUUAAAAAUUGCUUUAAAUUGUUGUACUAUUCACGAUUAUCAAUUACGUACAUUCACGAUAUUACUUCAGUAUUAUUGAGAUACCCAUGUAUUAUUUUACGAUGUCAUUUUCAUUCAAGAGUUGCGCACCUGUAAAUGUGUCGUUAUUUUUUUGUUUAUUUAUUUCAUAUUUUUAUAUUUCUAAACAUUGUUCUGUAUCGAUAAAUCUUUCCCGCACCCUGUACAGGUUGUAAUUUGUUUCUUCUAGUUGUACGAUUUAGUUAUUUCCUGUUGCUAUAAAUCCUAUAUUACACAUAUAUUAUAUGUAAACGUAAUAUUAUCUAACAUGAGAUGGUCUCAGAGGAUAAAACUUUCUGCUCAGUGGUGAAAACUAUAUUUUCAAGUUAGGGUAUAAUUUAGUGUAAUCGGUUUCGUUCGCAUUUGUAGAUAUAUGUUUAAUUUAGCACAGCUUAAACACUGAUUUGCCCCUUCUAAGGGAAAAAUCAGAUUGAAAAUAUGUAUAGAGCAAGUUGUUGAUGAUACAAAAAAAAAGUUUAAAAGGAAAACUUGACUCUAGCAAACUAAAGGACAUCAUGCUUUUUUAAUGAUACUGUGAUUGACGAAUUAAUUUGUUGUUGUAAAUUUGCUAUAAAGUUAUUUAUGUACGUAUAUCACGCCCAGCUUUACAGUAGUUCAAAGACAAACUUUUUCUGUAACUAUCAUUUGUCAGCUGUCAUAGUGGUGUGGUGUUCCUACAUUAUCAUUAUUUUCGUCAAGAGAGGAAUGUCAACAAUAAAUUGAAGACAGUUCAUUUGUUUUACUAUAUGAAAUUAUAUAAGAACUACACACAAUUCCAAAGAUCCUAAAAUUAUUACUUCGUCUUAACUCAAGCCCCCCCUAAGAUUCUUUGAAUCUAUAAACAGAUGAACAGAUUCUGUAAGAAGCCUCAAACUUUUCUACUUCUGUCAACUAUCGAUGGUGCUGUUUAUUAAAAGAUAAAAGGAAAAACGAACUUUGAG